AAUCAUUGUUAUCACAAAUUGGCAUCAUCAUGUUAGAACUGAUACAAUUGAAGCGGUCUAAAGUGCUUCAGGUACUAAGAAAAUACAUGUCGUUUAUUGGCCCGGGGCUUGUUGUUAGUGUUAGUUAUAUGGAUCCUGGUAAUUACCAAACUUCAGUGUCUUCUGGGUCAAUGUUUGAAUAUAAACUUUUAAUUGUCAUAUUUAUGUCAAAUUUGUUUGCCAUUAUCUUACAAAUAUUAUGUGUCAAGUUGGGAACAGUUACUGGGUUAGAUUUAGCCGAGAUGUGCAGAUUACAUUUAAAUCCCAAAGUGAAUUUGUUUAUGUAUAUAUGUGCUGAGAUUGCUAUUAUAGCUACCGAUUUGGCCGAAGUUGUAGGUACUGCCAUUGCAUUGGAGAUUUUAUUUGGCAUUCCUUUAUUAUAUGGGGUAUUGAUUACCGUGUUGGAUGUUUUGAUCAUCUUAAUGGCUUAUAGAAAGGAUGGAACUAUGAAACAAACAAGAUUCUUUGAAAUUUUCGUGUCUAUUCUAGUGGCUGCAACCUGUGUUUGUUUUGUCACGGAAUUGUUCAAAUGUGAUUUCCCACCCGGUACAGGCUGGCAAAUCUUUAAAGGCUUCUUGCCAGUGAAUGACGUAGUGUUCACUGAUUCAACUGCUUUAUUUCUCAGUUGUGGGAUUGUUGGAAGUACAGUCAUGCCACAUUCCUUAUACUUGGGAUCUUCUUUGGUCCAACCAAGACUCAAGGAGUACGAUGAAAAUCACGACAAAGAAGUUGUUGAAGUUGAUGAUGAUGAAAGGCUCUUUCCUCCUAAUACCCCCAGACUUCGAAGACUUUCAGAUAGUUCCUUCCUUGCCAGAAAAUACAAGCCUUCGUACGCAGCUAUCAAAUAUUGUUUGCAUUACUCAUAUUUUGAAUUGGUAUUGUCCUUAUUUACUGUGGCUGUUUUUGUUAAUUCAGCCAUUUUGAUUGUAGCUGGUUCCUCAUUGUUUGGACAACCAGAUGCUGCAGAUGCAGAUUUAUUAUCAAUCUAUAAAAUGUUGUCCUACUACAUAUCACCAGCUGCCGGUCUUGUGUUUGCACUCUCUAUGUUAUUUGCUGGUCAAAGUGCCGGUAUAGUAUGUACUAUGGCUGGACAAAUUAUUAGUGAGGGAUUUAUUAAUUGGAACAUGAAGCCUUGGAAAAGAAGAAUCAUUACUCGAGUAUUGGCGAUUGUUCCAGUGGUUAUAGUCAUUGGUAUCCUUGGACGUGAAGGAGUUUCAAAAGUGAUGAACUCCUCUCAAGUAGUUUUAAGUUUUAUUUUACCCAUUGUGAGUGGACCUUUAAUUUACUUUACGUGUUCCAAAGAAUAUAUGACAGUUUAUGAAACUUCUUCACAAGCCACAGAGUCAACUUCAUUACUAGAAAACGACGUGCAUUCAAACCUGAGUCUGCCUUGCAGAUAUACUUUUGAAAAUGGGAAAUUUUUACGUACAGCAAGUAUUUUGACUUGGGUAAUUAUAUCAUUUCUAAACAUCUAUUUAGUUAUUGCAUUCGCUAAUGGAGCACAAAUAUAGAGACUUUUUAUUUUUUUAGAUUGGUUAAUAUCUUCCUUUGGUUUUUUUGUAUGGUCCUCGAAUACUUGGUAAUCUGCCCGGUUUGGCAAUAGAAGUACCAGUACUAAUUCGGUUAGGAGCAACACCUGGUAAAGUACCACUAUACUCAGAAACCAAUACUGGAAUUCUCUUGCUGAAUUCAUAUGAAAAACUCAGGGGUGAUAUUUUGUAUAAUUGUAUAGCCAUAGUAAUGUACUUUUGUAAUCUAGUGUAUAAUUUGUAUUCAGUAGGUUCAGGAGCUAAUGGGUUUCUGAUAUCGCUUCUGAGAUACCUAUCUUGACGCAAUUUGUUAAGCUUUAUUAAGGAAAUUGAAAUUAAUCUUUGAAGUUUGACCGGAUUUAUAAUGUCCUGUUUUGAUUCUUUCAAAAAUUUCAAUUCUUUGAUCUUGGAAGGAUUCCAUUGUAAUAAAUUAGCAACAUUGAUAGUAGCAUCAGAAUCCAAUUCAGUUUCUAUUUCCAUUUCAUUACUUUCACCUUUCACUACUUCGUUUGUAAUUCUAGCUUCUUUUUGCAGUUGUUCAAGUUCUUCUGGU
Molecule: messenger RNA, 2121 nt
Organism: Spathaspora passalidarum NRRL Y-27907
Lineage: Eukaryota; Fungi; Ascomycota; Pichiomycetes; Serinales; Debaryomycetaceae
Gene: SMF3
Product: putative divalent metal ion transporter
Exons: 1
Coding region: 30-1550 (506 amino acids)
Biological process (GO): iron ion transport; intracellular manganese ion homeostasis
Cellular component (GO): plasma membrane
Molecular function (GO): cadmium ion transmembrane transporter activity; manganese ion transmembrane transporter activity
Source: RefSeq, a predicted model, not a curated record